CGCUAGAAAGCCCCGCCAGAAGGACGCCUCCAUGCAUAUCCCGGACCCACAUGCCUUGAACGAAAGGCGGUGACAUCGGCAGGCGUCGGGAGCAGCGUUUUGCCAUCUGCGAAAGGCAUCCAGAUCCAGAUUCCCGUUGAUAACUGCGCGCACGGUGCUGCUGUCGCAAUACGUAGCGAAAAGCCUGCUCUUCAUAUCGUACGACCGCCUGGUACUGUAGUCGAAACACAUCUCUCAUUUGUUGAGCCACCUAAAGCGCACCUACUCAUUGGCUUUACCAAUUCAUCCUACACGCCUCUGAAUUGAACCUUGAAGACGUUGAAAAUCACAAUACAAAACAACCGCAAUGUCUCUCCCAUAUGCACCCCGCUUCGCCUUCUACGACGGCAAGUCCCAAUCGGGCUCGUCUACCUCAUCCUUCCAGACCAUCGACCCCGCAACCGCGAAACCCGUUGCCGACAUCCACACCACCACACACUCUGCCAUAGACGCCGCAAUCGCCUCUGGCCAAAAAGCCUUUCCCGCCUGGUCAGCCACCCCGCCCAUUGAACGCGCCCGCAUCCUCCAGCGCGCCGCUGCAUUACUACGCGCCCGCAACGAUGAGCUCGCCCGCAUCGAGACCAGCGACACCGGCAAACCCUUCACAGAGACGUCAACCGUAGACGUAGUCACAGGCGCCGAUGUGCUCGAGUACUUCGCCAACCUCGUGGGAGGCGGUGGUCUGAACGGCGAGACGACACAAUUGCGCCCAGAUGCGUGGGUAUACACAACGAAGAAUGCGCUAGGCGUGUGCGCAGGCAUCGGCGCGUGGAACUAUCCCAUACAAAUUGCCCUCUGGAAGUCUGCGCCCUGUCUGGCAGCCGGAAACUGCAUGGUCUACAAGCCAUCCGAGUUCACACCACUGCAUGCGAGUGUCCUGGCCGAGGUCUAUGCACAAGCUGGAGUCCCACCCGGCGUCUUCAACGUAAUCCAAGGCGGAGGCGACGUCGGCGCAUACCUCACCAAGCAUCCUAACAUCGCCAAAGUCAGCUUCACUGGCCAAGUGACGACGGGCCAGAAGGUAGCAGGCAGUGCCGCAGGCGGAAUGAAGUACGUGACCAUGGAGCUGGGCGGGAAGUCAGCCUGCAUUGUCCUGCCCGACGCAGACAUCGAGCAGGCCGUCGACGGAGCCAUGAUGGCCAACUUCUUCUCCACAGGCCAAGUCUGCACAAACGGAACCCGCGUCUUCAUCCCAGAAGCCAUGAAGCCCGCCUUUGAGAAGCGCCUACUGGAGAAGAUCCAAUACAUCCGACCUGGCGACGUAUCAGACCCGAACACCAACUUUGGCCCCUUGGUCUCAAAACCGCAUUACGACAAGGUAAUUCAAUACAUCAAGCACGGCAUCACCACCGACAAGGCAAAACUCCUUCACGGCGGCCCAGAAACCCCCUCCUGGCUCGCCUCACACCCCAACAAAGCCUACCAAAACGGCUAUUGGGUUCAACCCACCGUCUUCACAAACUGCACCGACACCAUGAAAAUCGUGCAAGAAGAAAUCUUCGGCCCCGUCAUGGCCAUCCUUCCAUACAAAACCGUCGACGAAGUAGUCCAGCGCGCAAACAACACGAACCUCGGACUCGCAGCGGGCGUCUUUACAAACGAUCUCAACUCGGCACACAAGGUGAUUGCCCAGUUGGAGGCAGGCAUUACCUGGGUCAACACGUGGGGCGAGUCGCCGGCCGAGAUGAGCGUGGGUGGGUGGAAGCAGAGCGGUGUUGGUGUGGAGAAUGGCAGAAAGGGGCUUGAGGCUUGGGUGCGGAAUAAGAGUACCCUGGUGGAAAUGGGUGGGGCUGUGCCGACUGUUUUUGCCAAAUUGUAGUAUAUUGUACAGAGUGAUCAUGUAGAUAAGCCGAGGAUACCCAGGGUAUUGAAUUAUCCUCAA
Cucurbitaria berberidis CBS 394.84 is the source of this 1921-nucleotide messenger RNA. RefSeq names its product betaine aldehyde dehydrogenase. The coding region runs from base 347 to 1858 and encodes 503 amino acids. Gene Ontology annotation, molecular function: aldehyde dehydrogenase (NAD+) activity. The record is from RefSeq and is a predicted model, not a curated record. NCBI's taxonomy places the organism in Eukaryota, Fungi, Ascomycota, Dothideomycetes, Pleosporales, Cucurbitariaceae. The transcript is spliced from 2 exons.